This is a messenger RNA of Caenorhabditis sp. 36 PRJEB53466, 12220 nucleotides long. NCBI's taxonomy places the organism in Eukaryota, Metazoa, Nematoda, Chromadorea, Rhabditida, Rhabditidae. The record is from the annotation of a GenBank genome assembly.
AUGUCGUUAGAUAUCACAGCUUGUCCGCUUUCUGUCAUUUGUUGUUUCGAAAGUUCUAGAAUCAACUGCUCCCCUGACCCUUUUCUGAAGAUCGAUCGGUGACGCAUUGAGGUCUCAACUUAUCAAACGCUCGCACAUACACCCCAUACGCAAACGCUUAUCACUGAAUAUCAGCGCUGUGUCUGCUCAUUGGGCUCUAUCGCCUUUACUCGACGUCUACCAACUUCCCUCAUUGUUAACUGUGUCCGUUUCAGAUGAUUAUAGAAUGAUUGCGCACUGAAAACAAUUUUUUCAGGAUGUACACGGCAGAUGAGAAGCCACCACUGCCGUCGAGUCCACCACCGGAACCAGAGUCCCGGCCUCAAAGUGCAGAGCAGAUUCGGACUGUCACGUUUUCAUUGAACACGUAGGUCCAUGAGUCGGAUCCCUUUCUAUCCUCCUCCUCUUCCUCUCUGCUCGUCUACCCAUUCUCCUCCUCGGCAAAUGCCGUUCAUUUCACACGCCACAGCUGUCUUAGUGCAAUCCGGUCGUUCUCUGACAGUCUCUUGCCGGCAACUGUCAUGCGAGAACUAGGAAAAACGGUUGGCCCGGCCGGGUCGGGUGGCUCUGGCGCGGCCUUCAGGUGCACAACCGAUUGCAAACACAUGCUAAUCGGCAAACAAAUAGGAAUGCGAGUAAGGGGGCCGGGUAGGCUUGCCCUUCUCUCAACACUACCACUAUUAUUACUACUACAUUAACGUGCUUCUAACUUUUGUUUUGCGGGUCUUCGAAAAUCUGGUUUAGUUGACAUGCGCUCAUCUUCAUGCUUCCACGUAAUAAUGCCUACGUCACAAAACUCUCUCCUCGUACAUAGUCUCCCACCACUCUCAUUAAGGGGACGACAACACUCCCGCGUCUUCUAGUUUCUUUUAUUCUAGCAAUCAAUUAGAAGUGUUCGGCAUUUUCGAAGGAGGUAAAAAACAAUUGUAGAGAACAUAGUUCAUAGAAACUCUUACAGUAUCAAGAAUGUAGGAUGUAUACAGAAGCCUUAUGUUCUCUCAGACGGAGUUAUUCCACAAAUUACCAUGCAUAUUAUAAGGGCACCGGACAGAAAGGGCACGCUGUUCGCAAUCUGGCCGAAUUUCUAGGCCGCGAAGUAAUUUUCCACUGAAAAUGUGGCCUAACUUUUCAAACUCGGCCUCGAGGUCGCUCAAUUUGCACUGCAAAAAGAGUUUCUCAACAGAGCGCCAUUUCUGUGCGGUGCCCCUAUAAUAACUCAAACUGUGCCCCUUUCUUAGUGAGAAAGGGCAGCUUGUUGGUAAUAAGGUCAUCCCCUUCCUCCUUCCACAGGCGACUGCGUAUGUGUUCAAUCUCCCGGCAUCUUCGUCUGACCUCCUGCGUCUCCAUACUUGCCCGUACUUCAGCAUGUCCAUCCAACCCGUUCUUCCUCUUCUUAUCUCUUUCCUUCUUCUGUGUAUACACUUUCCUCCUUUUUCUUACGAAAUCCUGGGACUAAUCAGUUUUAAACUUUUAUUUUUUCGCUUUGUCAUUCUCACUUUGCCAUCUUGUUCAAAUUAGAAAAGGUUGAGAAAAAGGGAACAGUAUGCCCGGUGCGGCGCGCAUAAAACCAGCAAACGUACAGAAAAGAAAGAGCGAGUGACUAGGGAGGACACUGAUGUCUGUCUUGGCGCACAUUUUCCUUGAUUGUUCUCUUUUUCCUCCGCAUCAUGAGAAGGACGCCAUCGUUUUUUGUUAGAAUUGAAUUUAAAAUUAUUAAACUUCUUGUCUCAGACAUAUGCAGCUUGCGUUGGAAAUUAUUAACAGAACAGCUUCCAAAGUUUGCUUUUUAUUCCUCUACUCAUGGUCUGCCAAAUAAGGAAAAGCAAACUUACUUCUCAAGAAAGCAUCUAACUAAGACGUUUGUUUUAAAAAAUUUCUUCGGAAGUUCACACUUUGAGAGGACUACUAAUAACUUUUAACUCUUUUCCCUCAGCAGCCCUGCCAGCUGCUCCUCGUUUUCGCCUCUCGCUCGUAAACCUUGCUUUUCCCUACUUCUUCGUAAUUCAGAACUUGGUUUCUAGUUUAGCUUCCGCCUCGGAGAGCGUUAUGACGGAUCAUGUCCUUCGUAAUGUUCUUUCUUUUAAUUUCACUGUUCAUUUUUGGCAUCGAUUUGGGCCCGACGUUCCGCAAAUCGACGUUUCAAAAAACGCGAUCCACAUAUACUUUGGCAGUGCAAUUUAUAAGUAGUUCACGUUUGUUGCGCACGGGCCGGCAAAGCCUACGGGGGAGAGAAAAUUGUGAAGCUGUAACCUCCCACAGAAACCUUACAUACACCUCUAACCUGGCUCAUUUUGAAGAACACACUACAAUUGAACUUUUAGUAGGGGUCUAUGUUCGAUUUUAGGAGAUAAAUUGAAAAAAAACCGCUAGUCGCAUGUACGAAAAGCCGGGCCGUGUUGCGAAGUGUCCCAGUUUCGAAAUGUCGGGUUUCGAAACGUCGUGAAGCCUCGAUUAGUUUAUAGUCCAAAAUUUUAAUUUGGAAAAAAUCUGCCGGUUUUGUACCUGUUUUGCUGUUUGUUAAACUUUUCUUGAAGAAAUUAAGAAAAUACUUGUGUUUCAGCGAUUCUCCAGCUAGCUACGGAAUCUACGAGGAUUUGGAAAGAAGAGGUGAGCUUUCAAAUGUUUUUGAAAUGUAAGGAUUACGGUUUGGAAAAAUCUCCGAGUCUGGCCGUGCUGUUGGAGUUUCCUCGGCCGCGGCCCAAGCUACCGCGUUUUCAAAAUUCGAAAUGUUCUCACUCGGCUUCAAUUCCAGUUUCCAAUUCAAUUUCUGCUGACAAAGAUAUUUUUCCCGUUACCUUACUGCAUAAUUUUAGAAAUACAUAACUUGGGAGAACGUCGAACCGAACAAACACACUUCAGUUAUUCAUCCGAAGAAUCGCCUCAAUAUCUCAGUAAAUUAAAAUUUCUUUCAUCUCCAAAUUUGUUACAAUCAUUUUUAAUGGGGCUAUUCAGCGUAUGUUUGUUUUCCGUUUUUUUCGUUUUUUUACAUCGCUGAAUUGGAUUUUUUGACGUAAAAAAACGAAAAAAAACGGAAAACAAUCAUUUUUUUCACAGCCUGAAUAGCCCCAUAAUUGUUUUUUUUUGUUUUUUUUCAACCUUUGUCUUAUCAGGUUCGCCAGGUAUCCCUCUCAUACCGGAUAAUCAAACUAAUUAUCUCGAAUCCAUUUUUCAAGGUAAUUUCCACCCGACGUGUCCUUUCAGUUAAUUUUCAACAUUUUUUGUAGAAUCUUCAAGCUCAUGGAAAGAUUCGAGACCGCAGACACAACCAAUGAUUGUUGAAGAGGUGAAACUCGCCCGACCGGUGACUCCUCGGAGCAUUGCCAACUCUCUCGAUUCACUUUCCGAAUGCGCUCAACAUCAUCGCAAUGACUUUGUGAAUGCGAAUUCGUCAAGUGAUCGCAGUCGAAGUCUAGGUGAUAGAAAUGAUUGCCGCUAUAAAGUAAAUGUAAUCUUUCAGGCGAUUUAUUGACGGCCACAAGCAACGAUUCAAAUCCGCGGAAUGGAAGCUAUGACACACUAGUCAGAAUUUUUUAUUACGAUGACUUUCGAAAUCAAUUCCCUUGUUUAGGUCUCAAAGGGUCAGCUAACAGACAGCGGAAUUGGUGCGGGCCUGAUGAGAGACGAGAAUCCUUCGCCUGACCGAAUUCCGACGGUUCGUUCCGUUUCUCUCAUUUUUACUGCAGAGAGAUAUAGAUAAUACGAUCAGAUAUUUAGGAUAUUGUUUCGUCGCCCGACUCAUUUUUGUACCCGGCCGUCUCGUUCGCUUCUUAUGAUCCUGUCGGGGGAGGGUUCUCAAAUGGUGAGUUUAAUUUUGCAAGAAUGAAUAAAACGGAAGAUGACUUAUCAACCAAAUACUUUUCCAAUAUGUUGGUAUUUGAUGGUUUAUGAGCUAGAUGAAGUGUUAGUUCGAAUGAAAGCUCGAGUGUGCAGUGCAUGUGGGGGGAUACAAGGGCACAUUCAGAGUGCAGCUGCAUUGCGUGUGUGCCCGCACCCCUAUUGUUGUGUACAUUGAUGAAAACCACCUAUUUGCAUGACAGUAGAACACAUUUUCUUCACCACUUUCUCAUUGCCAUCACUCGAUAUUCCCAUCGUUCGCUUUUCCCAUUUUUCGGUCACAAAAAACUUGGCGCGAUUCUGGAUAACAGAUGAAAGCAGUGACUCAUAGUAGCAUCCACUGUUCCCAUUUCUCGCGUGUCGACCAUUUCAAUGACCUAAACCUUUUUUUUCUACUGAUAAAAGUGCACUAUAUACGGGAAUUUUACAGAAAACUUCAAUUUCCUCGAAACCAAUCGCACUCCCAGUGACGAUCGGAAGCAUCCCGAGCUGCCGGCAAUUUCAGAGGAAAUGGAGCACGAGCAGUCCACGCACAUUCCAUAUUAUCAACAGCACGCUUCGUCAGUGACUCCACAAGAUCGGGAAGUUAUUGAGCACACCUACCCGAUGGUCCACUGUAACAGUGCCCCAUCUAAUUCGUCGUUUGCCAAUUCUGCUCUCAAUAGCAAUUUUGCUCAUCGGCGAGUGGUCAGUGACGAUGUAACUGAAGUUAAUCGUCUGAAGCGUAGUGAGGAGAUCGAGAAUAUGGACAAGAUUGGACGAAUUUCGGUAAAUAUUUUAGUCCAUGGUUCCCUAUAUUCGAGAUUGCAGUUCGAAAAGAUAAAAAAAGGAAGAUGCAAGAGUGCUAUGCUGGUGUUCCAAGGAGACCCAGACAAACAUCCAAGUACAGACGAUGAAGAUGAUUAUGCUAGGGACUCAAAGGAUAAUGAAAUGUUGAUAAGCGACAAAGGAAUCAAUGCAGCUGGGUCGAAAACAGAACCGCCGUUGUAUUUCGGAAAACGUGAGGCGUCUUCCAAUAUUGUCUUAUAACACCUGGUGACUCCGUUAUUUGCUUGACCACCACAGCUAUAUUCAAUACGCACAUUCUUACGGCCCGCUUAGAUGUUGUGUUUUCCGAUCACCUGCAACAUUUUCCAUCUCGCUCCCCAGAUUGUAUGCUUUCUAUGAUUUCAUUUCCUAUAACGUACUCCCAGAAGUGUAAAACGGGAAUUUAAUGCAGUGUUGUAAAAAUAUUGUCUUCAGAUUCAACUAAAUCAUCGAUCUCCGAUAAACCUCCACCAGUCCUGCUCUCCCGGAAGGUGUCAGCUGCAUCAACUCGCCCAACUUCUUCCAAGUCAGCUUCAGAGCAGUCAUGGAAAGAUAAAAUGCCACCUUUUGCCAUGACUGGACAUACUGUAAGUAAAGAAAAAAUACGGGAGUUCGAGCGAAUAAAAAUCAGGUCCUGCAAACGACAAAAAGUAGAAUAUGAUCUAAUGCGGACGUGAGUAACAGCUGUUGUAAUGUGAUUAGUAUCUAUAGUUCAAAUGAAUUCACUGACCGAAAAAAGUUAAGCAAAUAAAUCUUGCAGAUGUUCUCCCCGCAGUCUCUUCCCACCCGAGAUGCAGUGCCUCGUUCCCCAUUCGACGGAGCCGGCACGAUCAGUGGAGCUGGAUCGCAGAGGUUUGUAGUUUUAGCUGUCUAUUAUUAACCUGCCGUGUCCUCUUUUGGAAUGCUUUUUUUUGUGUAUUGCUUUAAUUCUGUUUGGAAAGGGUUUAGGGCACCUCUCUGUCUCCUUUGUUAUGCCCAGUUUCGUCCGUUUUCAGACCGCACUCACUAAUCUCGAUCGGGACCGAAGUGACGUGUCCGGACGGCAAAGAAUCUUCUCCUUCCCAACCACUUUUCUGCAAUGGAUGCUUUUCGGAUAUCUCCAUGUCUUCACCAUCAGCGCUGUUAGCCGAACUUACUGAUGAUCUCAUGCCACUCUCUGAAAUCUGCAACCAACAACGUUUCUCGAUAUCAUCUUCGAUCCAAACGGAUCAAUCGUCUCCACCAAAAAGUCAGAACGGCUCCGCAAACAAUUCCUUCGUACGUCGUAGUUUGCGCAAAAUUAUGAAGCGUGGCAGCGUGUCUUCGUCGGCUAUCGGCGAGCAGUAUGAGGGAUUGCGUAACAGUUCUUUGAAAAGAAGAGCUUCGAACGCAUCGUCUUCGUUUUUUGCAUCCGCUCAAGCCCAUCUAAAACCCCGGACGAAGAGCUUGAAAAAGCAGAGGUUUGUAUUUCGUAUUUUUGAAUUCUUCUUCGCUUCGCGGGAGACAAAAAAAUUCGGCAGAGUUUCUGACUCGUUAAAAAUGUUGUACGCACAUUUUUUAGAACAGAAAGCACACCUCACUCAAAAAAUUUUGUUGCAUGAAAUCCUUUCUUUUCUAUUAAAACAUUUAUUUCCAAUCCCUUCACAUACAGAAUCAGUGCUGAUUGGAUGUGCACGUUUUCCUUGCUAAACGAUUCCUCUGAAGGGGAUGGAGCGUACCUUUCCUCUGUUUCGUCAGCAUCCUUUUUUCUUCGUGAGUAUAGCAUGUGUGGGUGUGGUGAACGCCUAAUCAAUUAUAACACUUCUUGGAGUCACUAAUCUUAAAAUCAGAGGCACCUGUGAAGCCAUGUCAGAUUUUUCAAGAAGCCUGUUUAAAUUAAAAAAUGUUUCAGACUAGGAAAACCCAACAAAAAAGAGAAGUCAGGAUCUGAUACAUUUACAUUUGGAGGCCUUUUCCGAAAAAAGGUAUAAUCGUUUGUAUGUACUUUCUUUAUGGACAUUCUACUUUCAGCCAUCAAGUCGCGCCAACCUUGAAGAAAUCAUAUCAGAUCUGAAUCAGAGAUCCACACCGAAUAAAACAAUGAUGGCUGGCAGCUCGGUCACAGCAACUGGAAAUGUAGGUGCUAGAAAGUUUAGGAAAAUAAUGAUAUAUUUGAAUGAAAAUAUUGUCCGCUGUUUGAUAAUUCUAGGUUUGUUCUGCCGAUUCAAGAAUUAGUUUUUUCUGUACGACGAAAAUUGUUUUCCUUCUGCCCGAAUUUUUUUCCAAAAGCCUCAUGAUUUCGGUGGUUGAGGAAUGUACAGCACAGUGCGAGACAGAGAAAAAUGAUUUAUCGGCAGAUCCUGUUAGCGUGCUACACUCUUUGUACUUUCUGAAGGCGUUUUUGUGUUUGUUCCUAUCAGAAUUUUCAAAAUUUCAGAGACGCAGCACAUCGGCUACAACUUUUCCGAUGAGCGACGCCACAACUGCCGAGUCCACAUCCCUAGACGGUUUGUUUUCAUUUAAAAGAAAACUGGGGGCUCCUAAUUCUGGCAUCAUGAUUGAAUGACGUAACGGAAACUGAUGAUGAAUCAAGUUGCAUUGUAUUCGACAUUUCCCUCCUCCCGAACUCCUCCCAUUCUUCGUAGCAAUAUUCCUUGACUGAAUGUAUUGCUGAUGCAUCUAGUUUUCUGUCAAACCGCUCUAAAUUUUUCGAAUGGGCUCUGAAGCCGCAUGUCGACGCAUUCAUCGGAAUUUCUCGAUGGAUGUGAGUUCUACAGGAUCUGGAAGUUUCUCCUAUCGCACGCAGACAUUCUAUCAAAACAUAUUCACUCCUCAUCUUAUUAUUUGCACCACAAGAGAUCGCAGAAAUAGUGAGUCACGUAACUCGUGGUGAAUCGGUCGGAAACAUGCUAUUUGGCAAAAGGGAAAGCGAGCAUUCAGUAAUUAAUGGUCACAUGGAUCUGACCAGUGAUCAGCACAAGUCGUUGGCUGUUUUCUUCGUAUGAUGUCUGAUAUCUUGAACUCUGCAUGCACUUUUUUGAACCGAAAUUUGAUUGUUGAAAGUCAACCAGUUCCCACCUAACACCUCAUGAGCAGUGCUUAGUUCCGUGAGCACCAAUAUCGCGCGUUUCGCACACCUUUAUCUAUUGACAGUAGUGGAAGGUGAACUCCUUCCGGAACUCCUAACUUGUAAUACUCUAUCUCGCACCUGGUUCUUUUCAAUGAAGAUCAAUCCUUCGUAAAUAAUUGAGUGCGGAAAAAUUGCACAAUGUAUCAUUCCUAAUAGAGGAAUGUUUUUGAUCGCUUAGGAAAUGCUAUUCUGUAAUGCAAAUUCACACUCAACUCGAAAACAAAAUAAUAACGUAUGUAAAGCGUAUUUGCAAUGGUGUGACUAUCUCUCCUGACAUUUUGACCUAUCAGUUGCCUCUCAGCUCAACUUAUAAGCGAACCGGAACUUUUUUCGCGGGAGUUUUCUGCAUUUCCCCUUACUCUUCUCUUUAUAAUGUUGUCCCUGAUUCUCCGUCCUUGUCUCAUUUCGUAGGAGUUUGUUUUUGUAUUUUCAGCCAUCUCACACGAGAAAGGCGGUGAUUAUGUGCUGAAACCCGAAAAGCCGACUUGUUUUCACUUAUUCUUUCUCUUGUACGAUUAAGAAGCAGAUGGGUCUGAAUGAAAAGUGGACGAAAAUAGUGGAGCGACGACGGCGACGGCAGAGUUCGGAUGCGCGUCGUCCUCGAAAUCGGAUGCAAAUGCGAUGCCUUCGUCGUCAUCACUGGUCGUUGUUGCCGCGCCAAAUGUUUCGAGUGCUUCCCCCGCUGAAUUGAGCCAAUCGAUUUUUGCAUUUCAUGGCAAAAGUCUGACAACUCGUCGAGUUUCAUUCCCUGUCAUCCCAACGAUUCCGUCGAGUCAUUCUCUAUCAACAAUGAAAAGUGAAGCGGAUUCGGACACGAUUUCAUUGUCACCCCGAAGUUUUGGAAAAACCUCCGAUUUUUCGGCGUGGUUCAGCCGGAAAAUCAACGGGAUCCUUGGAGAAAAGGGUUCUAAUGAGACGAGCAAUGUAGUUUCCAUUCUUUCUCGAACAUUAUCCAAAGCAACUGGUCGAAAGAAAAAAGACGCUCAGAACGGUGGAUGCUCCAGAAACUGCUCACUAACCACUGACAUAUCUGGAUCGAAUUAUGAAUUAAAACGGAAAAGCUGGUUUCAUUCGGAGUCCCAACUCCUGGACCUAUUCAUUCCUGAAACAUUCUAUCGAGCAGAAUGUCGCGCAAUAGUUGAUAAAUACGGGCUUAUUGUUGAUUUAGAUGAUGAUGGUAAUCGAAUUACAAAUUUUAUUGUUCAUGAAUUAAGAAUCACAGAAGUGGUUACCAGAAUUGUCGAAGGUGCUUUAGAAAUGGAAGAGAGUGCUGCUUCGCCAUCAUUUUGGCAUAAUUUCGAACAGUGCACUGGGGAGGGACGCAUAGAUUUCAUUGAUGCAGACGAAAGCAUGACUAGCAACCGGAUUCAGCAAUUUAAACAAAGUUUUCAGGUCUUCCUGACCAUAUUUCGCGUAUGGUCUCACCCGCUGAUAACAACAGUGCUUCUUCCAGUAAUGCUGGCUCUUCAACCCCGUUAUAUGUUCAGCUGUAAGUGCAGAACAUCUCUUUUCAGUUAUUUUAUUAAUUUUUUGUUUCAGCGACCGUCUCUGGGGGAAAUAUGAUCUUUUCGCACAAGAAGAAUACCAGUCGUGGCACGAGAAAUAUCGUCACAACACCCUCUCUACAAAACAGGUCAAGAAGCAAGAUGCGAUUUAUGGUAUGUACAUAUGGUUGAGAAUCAAGAAAAACUUACAUUUUUGAGAACUAUUUCUAAUGGAAAAGCGGCACUGUGCCAAUAUUGCCUUUCUUCUGCAAGGAUACAGACGACGAAUGCUAGAGGAGAACAUAAUAAGCAGACAAGACAUGGAUGUACUCAUACCCGACGUACUCGAACCCUUGUUGAUCUUUCAUCUGAACGUUCUGGAACGUAUAACUGCACGAAUGAAAGACAGUUAUGAGGUUGGAACCAUAUCAGACAUUAUCGCAGAAGAGCUGGCGAUUGAUGGAGGCCAACACACGAAGCUGUGUUGUGACGCUUACACCGACUUCGGAGUGGCAAAGGAGAGAUCGGAUGUGUUGUAUCAUCAUUUGAUGAACAAGAGUGUCAAGUUCGCAGAGUUUUUCAAGCGAACUUAUAAUGAGGAACCGUUCUACAAGCAAUACGAUUUCCGUCCGCUCAUCACGAAGAUAAUUGGAAGAGCCACGAAGUAUUCGUUGCUCCUGGAGACGAUUCUGAAAAAUGAGCAACCGUUCAGUGAACAUCAUGAUAUGACAAAGACGGCUUUGGAAACUGCUCGCAAGUUCGCUCACAAGAUUGAUGAGAAUCUUUCAAUGGCACACAUGUCCAUGAAGUGGGAAGAAAUAAAAAUGCAGAUCGAUUCUACCUCUUCCACGAAUCUCUACAUAUCAGAUCCGUCUGUCCCGCACAGUACUAUACGAUACACCUUUGACGUGAGUGAUUGCUCAAUAGGCGCUGUUUAUUUGCGUUUUUCAGCUUGAGUCACUGAACGCCGCCUCCAAUCGAAAGUUAGUUCAUCUUGGAGAAGCUUUCAUCAAGCUGCCAAAUAUGGCAACGAGCGGAGGAACGCAUUCGUCAUCGUCCGGAAAAUUGGAUAAAACUCCAAUUUUUCUCGUUUUAUUUGAUGAUAUAAUCGUGAUUCUGUGUCGUAAAGGAACCAGACUUCUCUUCAUGCAGGAUCAAGGUGCCAUACCAGUUCAGUCUCUGCUCACCCGAACAUCGGCUCGAGGACACUCGAUAAUGUUGAUCUCUGGUGCAAAACCAGUGCUUUUCGAGAUUUCAUUCCAAACCUCAACCGACCGGAAGAAAUGGGUGAUGCAUCUGGAAGCGGCUCCUAAAAACGUACCAUCAGAGGGUAUUCGAUUGUCAUCUGGAGACGCGGACGGAGUGAUCAGAGAUCGAGUUAUUGCUCAGCAAGAAAUGGAGGACAAAUGGAUGAAGGAGCUAGAAGAACUGUUCCGUAAGUUUUCGUUAUCAAUUUUUUUUAUUUCAAAACAUUCAGAUACCAGAUACGCUGAAGAGGAAGUUCUCAGCAAUUAUCUGGAAACACGUCUCCUGUUCUUCGAUGACGUUCGCGCCCAUAUGGCUAAACUACCAUUCAAGAACCGAAAUGACAUCUCGAAUCGAAUCAGAGAAGCUGUCAAAGGAAGGUUCCGAGAACUAAGGCGGGUUCGAGUGAUUCCAUUGAACAGACGUAUGGUUUCGCCUACAUAAUCAAGUUGAAAAUUCUGUUUCAGUUGUCGAACGAAUGAGCGAAUCACGUGAUGCUGAUCUCUGGUCGUAUUUUGACGAAAAAGCGGACUCUUCCGAUGUUUUGGAGAAGUCGAGUGAUCUAUCAGACGAUUCUUCGAAUUCGGGAGAUUCUGCGACCAAUGGAGGGCUAAGAGCCAAGCCAAGACGAAUCCAAACCUUCCAUGGAACUUCCCAACCCGGAUCGAAUGGCCUUAUCGAAGCUAGUAAGUUUAACGGAAUUCCAUGAUGAUCUCACUUUUUUUUUAGAAAAUACUGGCAUACGUCGUCACACCACAGUUCCGCGGAUGAACAGUGAUGGAGGGUCCACAUCCACCGAUCGUGUUGUAAUUGACGACGACGUUGACGAGGAAGAUGCACAGACCUUAAGAGGGCGCAACGAAUCGGAACACGAUAGAAAAGCUUACGGAGAGAUGGUAUCUGAUCUUUCUAUUAGACAGACCAUGAGAGCUAGACGUGCUUCCACUAAGCUUAUCAAAGAGGUUAUUGGGCUCCGACGAGAAAACCAUCUUCUUCGCAAUGAUAACGCUCUGUAUGAAAGUUUCAUUCUGUUUAUACUGAUGCCAUUUUGUUUCAGGACCAAGUCUCGAUGUGCUCUUUUGGAAAGAGUCCGUGGCGGAGCAAUGAUGAGCUCGACGGCUACGGCAGUCGAUGAGUCGAUGGAGAUGUUGCGGAAAAAGGAGAAAGAGAUCCGUGAAAUGCAGAGACAGAUGCUAGCUGAACGAGAAGAAUUGCUCGAGAAGCAGAAAAUUAUAGAAGCUCAGGAGCAAGAAAUCCAGUCCAAGUGGGCUGCUCUGCAAACGCGCUCCACCGAGCAAUCAGCUCCUCCGACUCCACAGCACACUCGAUCGUCUUCAUCCCAUUCGUCUCAAAUCUCGUCUCCUAUCUACAAAACGUAAGUUUUUGGAGAGAGAGACGCCAUUAAUCAGUUAGGUAUGAUCGAAGAAUUUACUAAUUUAUUUAGGCUCGAGACGGAUGCGGCUGUCAUGGUAGGUUUAAAGAAGUUUAUGUGUAGCUAAGUAUGAACAGUAAUGGUUUAAAGUAUUGUCAAUCUAACACGCGUUAUAACCAUGUCUUUUGUGUAAUAAGUACUUGCAAUUGACUGCUUUUUUUAACAAAACAAAAAUUAAGUGUUUUUUUUUAGUUGUCUGGUCUGGAAGAGGCGUGUCCGUCCAGCCUCUUCUUCCUCUCAUUUAUUCAAAUUUUAUAUUUUCAGCCCAUCAACUCCGUCACAGAACAGUGA